Messenger RNA from Nothobranchius furzeri (turquoise killifish), 3023 nucleotides. Its product is annotated as complement factor B. The record is from RefSeq and is a predicted model, not a curated record. Gene Ontology annotation, cellular component: classical-complement-pathway C3/C5 convertase complex; extracellular region; extracellular exosome. Gene Ontology annotation, biological process: proteolysis; complement activation; response to bacterium. Lineage: Eukaryota; Metazoa; Chordata; Actinopteri; Cyprinodontiformes; Nothobranchiidae. Gene Ontology annotation, molecular function: serine-type endopeptidase activity.
UGUGUUAAUGGAUAAUCGGUCAUCAAAUAAAGCAACUGCUCAUAGUUCGAUUCAGAUGCUCACAUCAGGUAUUUCUGCCUUUUUAUGUCGGGAAACCAGAGAUCAUGACUGUUAAAUCUGCCAUGUGGAUCCUGCUCUCCAUCUCCAUCCAUGGGAUUUCUCUGCAGGAGUACGACUUUGAGUAUGAAAUGUUACAAGACCCUCAGCCUCUGAACUGCUCAGUCUCAGAGAGCAUCAAAGGCGGGCACGUUACCUACUCACAGGGAGGUCUGGAGGGCAGCGUGCUGACCUAUCACUGUGGUUCUGGGAUGUACCCAUUCCCUGUCAUCUCCAGGACCUGCAAUGCUGAGGGGGAGUGGACAUCCAUGAGGCUAGCGAGUGGCAAACGUGUGUCCCAGGCCACGUGCAAGGAUAUAUUGUGUCCAGCUCAGCUUCAGCUGGACAACGGUGACUUCUGGCCUAGGAACCAGUGGUUCAGAGUCGGCAUGACACAGAGCUUCUCCUGCCAGGAGGGCUUCACCCUGUAUGGGUCAGAGCGAAGAAACUGCACUCAGUCUGGAGACUGGACUGGAGUCACUCCAGUCUGUGAUGACCAUGCUGAUGAUUGUAGUGACCCGGGUGUUCCACCUGGUGCCGAAAGGUCAGCGGGACGGUUUCAAAAAGGAGAGAAAGUGACUUACCGAUGCCAGUCUGGUCUGACUCUGCUGGGGUCAGCUGAAAGGGUUUGCCUGGAGAACAGGGAGUGGAGUGGCUCUGCACCACGAUGCCAGGGGUCGAAUACCUUUGAUUCCCCCAGUUUUGUAACUGCAGCCAUGGCGGGAUCCCUUGCAGGAGUGAUGGAUGUACUCUCUCCAGACUUCAAAAAGAAAAAUAGCAGUGCAUCUUUUGGCCGAUUCUUGCGAGUGGCUGAAUUUAGUCACAUGCAUGUCUACAUCUUACUGGACACAUCAGGAAGCAUCAAGGAGGCUGACUUUAAUAAGUCCAGGGAAGCCACCAUUGCCCUGAUCAGAAAGCUCGAUAGCUAUGACGUCCAGCUGAAUUUCCACGUGUUGUCGUUUGCCAGUGAAACACAGACUAUUGUAGACAUUCUUGACCUGGCCACUAGUGGGAAUGCUGAUGAGGUCAUAUUGGCCCUGAUGGAGUUUGACCACCAAAGCCAUGGGAGGAGGACAGGCACCAACCUCGACUCUGCACUGCAGAAUGUCCUAAGGGCAAUGAGCUUCUUAAAACAAAACAGUGAUCAUUCCAACGAGACCCAGAACAUCAUCAUCAUAGAGACAGAUGGUUAUUCCAACAGAGGGAGGAAGCCUCAGAUUGCUCUGGCCCAGAUCCGGAGCCUACUGGGAUACUUAAACAACACACUUCAGGAUCACACACACGAGACAAUGCUAGACAUCUAUGUAUUUGGUGUUGGAGACAAAGUGAACAGAGAAGAGCUGAAUUCUCUUGGCUCAAAAAAGAGUAACGAGAACCAUGUCUUCGUUCUGAAAGAAUUCACGACUCUGGGGGAGGUGUUCAACGACAUGAUAAGUGACAAAAGUGUGACAAUGUGUGGCGUCGCUCAGGAGGACAUCUCCAAAGAAGAAAUUAAACACGGAAAUAAAAAGCCGUAUACCAGGCCGUGGCACGUGACUCUGACAUCAAAUGAACGGGGAAAGUUCUGUUCUGGGUCAAUCGUCAGCCAGAACUGGGUGUUGACUGCGGCUCACUGCUUCACCAGACAGGGCAAAGACAAUAUCCUGAAGGAUCUGCAGCUGAGCAUAAAUCAUGGUGCAGGAGAAAGUAAGGGGGAAAAGGUGAUCAUCCACCAGAAGUACAACAUCUCAGCCCUCAAAGAGAGGAAUUUAACAGAGUUUUAUGACUAUGACCUGGCUCUUGUGAAGACUAAAGACAGCAUCCCUCUGUCCUGGCAAGCCAGACCCAUCUGCCUGCCUUGUACCAUAGCAGCCUCUCGAGCCAUGAAGAUGAUCAACUCCAGCUGUAGUCAACACAGAAACCAGCUUUUACCUCACAGCCAGACUCCUGCUUUUUUCAUCGAUAAGAAGGAAGAACGUAAACAAACUCACAUCCACACACAGAGUCAGAGGGACAGCUGUGUGGAGAAGGCCAGGUCUUUGCUGAAAGAGUCCACAGACGUGACAUUAGAGGAGUUUGUAACCGACCGGUUCCUCUGUUCUGGUGGUACCAAAGGAUACCAAGAUGAAAUCAGCUGUAAAGGCGACUCUGGGGGUUCCUUGGUCCUGGAGAAAAGAAAACGCUACUUUCAGGUGGGGGUGGUGAGCUGGGGUACUAUCCACGUGUGUGACCAGCACCUCCACAGCAGCAGCAAUCUCCCCCGUGACGCUCGAGACUUUCAUAUCGACCUCUUCAAAGUAAUGCCAUGGCUGAAAGAGCACCUGGGCAACGAGAUCCAUUUCCUGCCUGAGAACAACUGAGCAGGUCUAGGAUCAGCCUGCAUGGUUUAAGACUUAUUGAUGGACACCUGCUUUAAUGCAAAUAUUAAUAAAAAUGUAAAAUAAUGAUUUUACAUUGAAAUAAGCAAUUCCCUCCUGCAGCUCAAAUGACAUUUAAAUGAUAAAUGACCCGCACUUGUAUAGCACCUCUCAGAGUAAGGACUCCAAAGCGCUUUACACUACAUUGUAUCAUUCAUCCAUUCACACACACAUUCACACACUGAUGGUGAUGAGCUACAGUGUGGCCACAGCUGCCCUGGGGCACACUGACAGAGCCGUAAAGGUGCAGUCUGGAAUGUAUUUCUGGAGUGUUUUUGCCAUAUUAUUUGAAUGUUGUCAAAAAAAUUAUAUUUUGAUUCACCUUUGAAAUGUACAAUUCUGGAAAACCCUCUUCCAAUCCCCUGACACUAGUCAGUGACUUGAUGUAACCUGCUGGGUUCCUUAUAUAGGAAACUUUUUUCUGAUUGGCUUAAUGAACUGACCUGUACUGGAAUGUUUACUGUGUGAAGGUCCUUGAGACCACUCUUGUCGUGAUUUGGCGCUAUAUAAAUAAACUUGAAUUGACUUGAA